Molecule: messenger RNA, 674 nt
Organism: Anolis sagrei ordinatus
Lineage: Eukaryota; Metazoa; Chordata; Lepidosauria; Squamata; Anolidae
Gene: CFAP144
Product: cilia and flagella associated protein 144
Cellular component (GO): ciliary base
Source: RefSeq, a predicted model, not a curated record
GGGGCCAGGACCCCAGCGUGGACACGCCUUAGUCGGAGACAGCUUAGUUGCUCGGUUGCUAGGACACCACUAAGGAAGGAGGCCUGCAGUCCCUCAGGGAAGGAGCGGAUGGCCGGGGCCAAAGGGGUCCAGAAGGAACCUCUGGACCAAGUGAGUCAGAACAAGAUCUUCUGCGAGACCAUUCGAAAAGAACUUAAAUGCCAGAGGCUGCAAACCGAGUAUGUCAUGAACCCGCGCAUACGGGUUUACACCACAACUGGAAAGCCUACGUCUUGGCAUGAUAAUUUAGAGGAGCCUGCAGAUGCUGGAUUUCUGAAGCUUAUUCAUCAUGCUGCACUUGAACCUAAUAAGAAAUACAGGGAACCACAAUCCGAAAGCCAGGAAAUUGGCUGGUUUUCCAACCCUUUGGUCAGCGUCAACCGCAAUGACAGCAGGCUGCACUUCCCAAGUCGGACCACUGAAAUCAGCAGAUAUAUGGCUGAAAUGUGGCGUCUGAAGGAAAUGUCAAAAAAUAAGUGAUAGAACAAGAACAUUUGCACUUAGCCAGGAAGACAUCAAUUUAGAAUUUCUGACUGUAUGAAUCCUACAUCUUAAUUGUAGCAAUAUAGAAAUAAAUUACAGGCAAGGAAGAUUGUUCACUGUUCUUAAUAUUCCAAUAAACCUGUUCCCAACCA